This is a messenger RNA of Rhinopithecus roxellana (golden snub-nosed monkey), 4033 nucleotides long. It is a transcript of the gene EPB41L4B, whose product is annotated as erythrocyte membrane protein band 4.1 like 4B. The record is from RefSeq and is a predicted model, not a curated record. Gene Ontology annotation, cellular component: cytoskeleton. Gene Ontology annotation, molecular function: cytoskeletal protein binding. Lineage: Eukaryota; Metazoa; Chordata; Mammalia; Primates; Cercopithecidae. The coding region runs from base 544 to 2097 and encodes 517 amino acids. The transcript has 16 exons.
GGUGCAGCCUCCCAGGUGGGAGGCGGGGGCUGCAGGCGCAGGAAAAGGCGCCUUGGGAGCGGGCGCUCGGCGGGGCCUCCUCUGGCCCCGGGCGCGGCGCGGCGAGUGGGAGCGAGCGCGCCAGGACCACGCAGGCGCCCUGCUCCGGCUGGCCCUCGGCCGGCGCGCUGCGCGGGAGCAGCCCGCAGCCCGCCCCCUGCGCCCCCCGCAGCCCCUGGGCCGCCCGCAGCCGCCCGUCGGGAGCAGCCCAUCGGCAGCCCGCGCAGGCCGCCGGCCCGGGAGAGCGCGCGGCGGCGGCGGCGGGACGGCCCCGAGCGCGCCCUCCCGCCUGCGGCCACUCUCAGCCGGCGCUGGCCCGGCCGGCGCGCCCCGCAGGCGGCCGGAGCGCGGCCUCGGCCUCGGCCCGAGCUAGCCCCGGGCCGUAGCCCGCGAGAGGCGGCGCGGGCGGCCGAGGGCACUGACGGCGUCGCGGGGCGCUCCCGGGCGGCGGCGCAGCGGCAGCGGCGGCGCAGGGGGCGGAGGCAGGGGGCGCCCCCAGCCAGGAUGCUGCGGUUCCUGCGCCGGACCUUUGGCCGCCGCUCCAUGCAACGCUACGCGCGGGGCGCGGCGGGGCGCGGGGCCGCCGGGCUGGGGGACGAGCGCGACGGGGGGCUGCGGGGGGGCCCGGCCGCCGCCUCCUCCUCUGCGCUGCCCGCCGCGCCCGGGGGCAGCGUGUUCCCGGCGGGCGGCGGGCCCCUGCUCACCAGCGGCGCGGCCGUGCACAUCUCCGCCGCCGGCGCCGCCAAGGCCACCCUCUACUGCCGCGUCUUCCUGCUCGACGGGACCGAAGUGAGCGUGGACCUGCCGAAACAUGCCAAAGGCCAGGAUUUGUUUGAUCAGAUUGUGUAUCACUUGGACCUUGUGGAAACAGAUUACUUUGGCCUCCAGUUCCUCGAUUCUGCCCAGGUUGCGCACUGGCUGGAUCAUGCCAAACCCAUAAAAAAGCAGAUGAAAAUUGGACCUGCUUAUGCUUUGCACUUUCGAGUUAAAUACUAUUCUUCAGAACCAAACAACCUUCGUGAGGAGUUUACAAGGUACCUGUUUGUUUUACAACUCAGGCAUGACAUUCUUUCUGGAAAAUUGAAAUGCCCUUAUGAAACAGCUGUGGAGUUAGCUGCUCUCUGUCUACAAGCGGAGCUUGGGGAGUGCGAGCUUCCAGAACACACACCAGAGCUUGUGUCUGAGUUUCGGUUCAUUCCAAAUCAGACAGAAGCGAUGGAAUAUGAUAUCUUCCAGAGAUGGAAAGAGUGCAGGGGAAAGAGCCCUGCCCAGGCGGAACUCUCCUAUCUGAAUAAAGCGAAGUGGCUGGAAAUGUAUGGGGUAGACAUGCACGUUGUCAGGGGAAGAGAUGGCUGUGAAUAUUCUCUUGGACUGACCCCGACAGGCAUAUUAAUCUUUGAAGGAGCUAACAAAAUAGGCUUAUUCUUUUGGCCUAAAAUUACCAAAAUGGAUUUUAAAAAGAGCAAAUUGACACUCGUGGUGGUCGAGGAUGAUGAUCAGGGACGUGAGCAAGAGCACACGUUUGUGUUCCGGUUAGACAGUGCCAGGACCUGCAAACACCUUUGGAAGUGUGCAGUUGAGCACCACGCGUUCUUCCGACUGCGGACGCCAGGAAACAGCAAAUCCAAUAGAUCCGACUUUAUCAGGCUGGGCUCUCGCUUCAGAUUCAGUGGGCGGACAGAAUAUCAAGCUACACAUGGCUCCAGGUUACGAAGAACCAGCACCUUUGAGAGGAAGCCUAGUAAACGUUAUCCAUCCCGGAGACAUUCAACGUUCAAAGCAAGCAACCCAGUGAUAGCAGCCCAGCUCUGCUCUAAAACAAAUCCAGAAGUCCAUAAUUACCAGCCUCAGUAUCAUCCUAAUAUCCACCCUAGCCAGCCCCGGUGGCAUCCUCACUCUCCAAAUGUCAGGCCAUCCUUUCAGGAUGACAGGUCGCACUGGAAAGCAUCGGCCAGUGGAGAUGACAGCCAUUUUGAUUAUGUCCACGACCAGAACCAGAAGAACUUAGGAGGGAUGCAAAGUAUGAUGUAUCGAGAUAAACUCAUGACUGCACUUUGAGAGACUGAAGCAUCUCUCUUCCAUUCACCUUCAUAGUUUCAUUGCAUUCCAUGAAAAGUGUCUUGGCCUCACAUGGAUGGAUGUGUUUGUACGAGUGUCUUUAAGGAGUAGUCCUGAAGGGUGUUUUCAGUGUCCAUGUAAAUAUUUGAAGAUAAAACCACUAUAGCUUGUUAUAAUUUACUGUUGACUGCAUUCUCAUUAAAAUGAAGGUAGUUAAAGGCUCAGGAAUCAUUUUGAUUUUCUGAUUUUAAAAUUGGAGUCAAAGUCUAUGUUUAUCAUAUUACUGUGUACCUGAUGUUCUUUGUUAUUUAAUUAAUGGGAGCAAAUAAAACCAGAAGAGCUUGGAAAGAUUGCUCAGCAUGUAUUCCUAUCGUAGAAGUUGAGGUUGCUAGGGUCCAGUUUCCCUAGUGUGGCCUGGAUAAGUCAUUUCCUCUUCAUUGACCUCAUUUUCCCCAUCUGAAAAGAGAGGGUUGGACUAAGUGAUCUCCAAGGUCCUUUCCAACUCUAAAAUUCUGGAAUUUGUUAACAUUUCACUUUGUUUAGGUUGAGGAUAUACAUUCAAACUAAUUUUAUCACAAGGAAAACUGCAAUACCCACUUCCUUGACAGAGAGUUACUCCUUUCAGAAGCUAAAUAAAGUAUAUAACUUAUUAGAUGUUAUAUAAAUACAAGGGGACUUUGAGUUUCACAUCUUAAAGCAGUUGAGCUACUUCGAAUUUAAGCAGUUGUACUAAUCUUAAAUUGCAUAGCAUUUGUUUUGAUAGAAUUUGCUGCUCAAGUAUGAGAAUAAUUUUUAAUGUCUUAAUGAUUGGUGCUGCUAACUUGCAUGAUUUCAGAAGACAUAAUUGUGAAUACACGCUGUCAGAAUUAGGGGAUUGGUUUUUACCCUAGACUUCACUCUUAAAAAGCAACGUGCAGUCAGGAUCAUUUAUGGCUCAAAUGAAAGCAUAUAAGGUUUUCUUGAAGUUGUGCCAAAACAUUCUGUAGAGUAGGAUGAGAUGGGUGUUGCCCUAGUCUGUUGGUAGACCCAGAAAUCAGUAUGUUGUCUUUUAGGUUAAAGCUUGUACCAAAAUAUUUAUUUCCCCCGUUUCAAGCCCUGAGUCAAACAUUUUUUUCUCUUAAUAAUAGACCUGAAAUGUUUUAUUAGUAUUUCUGUGAAAUCAGUUGAUUCUUGUGCCAUUUUUAUGUAUGUAAUUGUAAUUUUGCCCAUGUUAGGCCCUCUAAAAAAUGUUUGACAUCCUUUGAGAUCUUUUGUUACUAAAAUCUGAUCUUUUUUGGCUACCGCAAAAAUCUAUUCAGCAAGAAGGUAUCAGCUGCGUACCUUGCACAGUGGAGCUGACCGCCUAUAAACUCUCCCUAAGGUAUUUGUUUACAGGUGUAUUCCAUUUUAGCAGACGUUCUGAUCCUCAGUGUAUGUGCUGCAUACAAAUAAAUGUGUUCUGAAUCUUUUCAUCUUACUGAUAGCAUUUUUACAAAUGUGUUUCCAAGGAAUAAAGAUUAUUCUUGCUUUUUUUUGACUCCAUCUUCAUUUUUUUUUUAUUGAUUCUUAUUGCUAUGCAGAAAUCUCAUUUGUGAAUGACCUCGGUAACAGAACAGGUGGUUUUUGGAAGUCUGAAGGUGAGCAUUCAGUUAGGUGGGUGGAGCAAGAUCAUCUUAGAAUGAGGCUGCUCUUGGCAAGAGUGGCUCUUACAGGCACAGCAGCUGAUGCCUUUCUUCAUCUGGGGCAACUCUGGCGAAGGUUGUCCUGCCUAUUACAGGUGCAGAAUAGAGAGAAGUGGUGGCAGUGGGAUUUCCCCAGUAAUAGUCCUGUAAAGGUGGAUGUUUGUCCUGGCUAUUUGUGCUCUUCCUGGCAGGAAGGCAUCCAAACCCUUAUCUGUGGGCUCCUGGAAAUUGUGUAUGCCAUCUGAUACCCUCUAAUAAAUACCUCUCUGCUUAAA